Indicator indicator is the source of this 1686-nucleotide messenger RNA. It is a transcript of the gene CDK5RAP1, whose product is annotated as CDK5 regulatory subunit associated protein 1. The record is from RefSeq and is a predicted model, not a curated record. Gene Ontology annotation, molecular function: tRNA-2-methylthio-N(6)-dimethylallyladenosine(37) synthase activity; 4 iron, 4 sulfur cluster binding. Bases 1 to 1686 code for a protein of 561 amino acids. The transcript is spliced from 13 exons. NCBI's taxonomy places the organism in Eukaryota, Metazoa, Chordata, Aves, Piciformes, Indicatoridae. Gene Ontology annotation, biological process: tRNA modification; negative regulation of cyclin-dependent protein serine/threonine kinase activity. Gene Ontology annotation, cellular component: cytosol; mitochondrion.
AUGCUGCCCUGCGGACGAGCGCUGCGGGCCGCGGGGCUCCUCCGCCCGGCCACCACCGCCGGCCACCGCCCCGGGGCCUCUCGCCGAGCGAGCCGCGGGCCGGGCGAGCGGCCGAUGGGGCGCGGGGCAGCGCUGCCCCCAGGGCCGGACCUGCGGCACUUCCUGAGAGGGGUCACGGCGGGGGAACCGCAGCCGGAGCUGGGCUCUUACCCCGGGGCCGGGAAAGUGUACCUGGAGACCUAUGGCUGCCAGAUGAACGUCAAUGACACAGAGAUCGCCUGGACCAUCCUGCAGAGGAGUGGCUACACCAGAACAAAGGAGCUGGAGGAGGCUGAUGUGGUUCUCCUGGUCACCUGCUCUGUGAGGGAGAAGGCAGAGCAGACCAUCUGGAACCGCCUGCAGCACCUCAAGGCGCUGAAGGUUCGGCGGCAGCAGCGGCGCUCAGCCCUGCGCAUCGGGGUGCUGGGGUGCAUGGCUGAGAGGCUGAAGGAGGAGAUUCUGCAGAAGGAGAAGCUGGUGGACAUCGUGGCAGGUCCUGAUGCCUACCGUGACCUUCCCCGGCUGCUGGCCCUGGCAGAGUCUGGCCAACAAGCUGCCAAUGUCCUGCUGUCCCUGGAUGAGACCUAUGCAGAUGUCCUGCCUGUGCAGACCACUGCAGGUGGCACCACAGCCUUUGUGUCAAUCAUGAGAGGCUGUGACAACCUCUGCAGCUACUGCAUUGUGCCCUUCACCCGCGGGCGGGAGCGCAGCCGGCCCCUCGCCUCCAUCCUGCAGGAGGUCAGGAUGCUCUCAGAGCAGGGAGUGAAGGAGGUGACCCUCUUGGGGCAGAAUGUCAACAGCUACCGGGACCUGUCCGAGGUGCAGUUCCAGGCGGCAGCUGCCCCCAGCCUCAGCCGUGGCUUCAGCACUGUCUACAGAGCCCGGGCCGGGGGCCUGCGCUUCGCACAGCUCCUGGACCAGGUCUCCAGGCUCGACCCGGAGAUGAGGAUCCGCUUCACCUCUCCACACCCCAAGGACUUUCCUGAUGAGGUCCUGCAGCUCAUCCAGGAGCGCCACAACAUCUGCAAGCAGCUUCACCUCCCUGCCCAGAGCGGCAGCAGCCGAGUGCUGGAGGCCAUGCGCCGGGGAUACACCAGAGAAGCCUACUUGGAGCUGGUGCAGCAUGUGAGGGAGUCCAUUCCAGGGGUGAGCCUAAGCAGUGAUUUCAUCACUGGCUUCUGUGGGGAGACAGAAGAAGAUCACCAGCAGACCCUGUCCCUGCUGCGGGAAGUCCGCUACAACACAGGCUUCCUGUUUGCCUACAGCAUGAGACAGAAGACCCGAGCCUUCCACCGGCUGCAGGACGAUGUCCCCCCGGCCGUCAAGCAGCGGCGGCUGCAGGAGCUCAUCACAGCCUUCAGAGAGGAGGCUGCCAGGGCAAACCAGGCCAUGGUGGGCCAGCCUCAGCUGGUGCUGGUGGAGGGGCCCAGCAAGCGCUCUGCCUCGGAGCUGUGUGGGAGGAAUGAUGCCAACAUCAAGGUGAUCUUCCCUGCUGCCCAGCUGGAGGAGGAUGCAGGCUCCAGGGCUCUGUUCAGACCCCAGCCUGGGGACUAUGUGCUGGUGAAGGUGACCUCUGCCAGCUCUCAGACCCUGAGGGGAGUCCUUCUGGGUCCUGCCACCCUCUCCCACUCUGCUGCUUGUCCUUGA